This is a messenger RNA of Effrenium voratum, 907 nucleotides long. The record is from the annotation of a GenBank genome assembly. NCBI's taxonomy places the organism in Eukaryota, Dinophyceae, Suessiales, Symbiodiniaceae.
AGCUUCUGAGCUAGCCGUAGUUUUGCAGUUUGCGCCAUGGAGCUCGUUGCCCGACCUGCUGUGCAGCUGGCGCCUCAGCCCGCGCACUGCCACGGCCCAGCGCAACAAGGCUUCCCCGCACUGAGCGCUUUGACCUGGGGCGCUGCGCCGGUGGGUGCUGCUGUGGCCGCCCAGGUUUGGCAGAGGACUCAUCGAGGGCGUGGGAAGUUCCGUGGCGCCUGCCGCGCAACAGCCAUCACCACUCCACCUCAAGCCACGGAGAUAGUGGAUGUCAAGGAUCAGAAUGUGCAGGCAAAGCAGCCCUGCGCCUGCCCUUUGUGCUUCAAGCCAUUCGACAACGUCGCGGAGUCUGGCGCCGUGUGCCAGUCUUGCGGCGUUGGGUUCCCCCGGGUCGGGGCCUUUCUGGAUCUGACCAUUAGCUCCGCGCGGGCGCCCGAGGAGCUUACUCGAAUCGAGGCCACGAUUGAGAGCGAUGAGCCAGGCUUUCUGCAGCAACUUCCCUUCGUGGAUUUCACUGAUUCUGUCGCAGAGAGGCUGGGCUUGCCACAGUCCAGGGACGUGGAAAAGCUGGGUCGGGAGCUUAUCCAGGAGCCGCAGCGUGUGCUGAGCGGGCGGCUGCAGCCGGCCGGCACCUCCACCUUCCAGAAUCCGCUAGUAUCCUUUGCCUACGAGCGGGGCUGGCGCCGCAGCUUUGCCAGCUCUGGCUUCCCUGGGCCGGACGAGGAGUUCCGGCUGGCCCAAGACUUCCUGAAGGAAGGUACUGGCCUGCUGGGGGACCGCCGAAGAUGACACAGGGCGGAAGAGUGGCAUGUCAUCUUAGGGAUGGCAGAUGUCGAGCUCCGUUAAGGGCGGUUUGGCAAGGACGCCCGAGUGACAGCAACCUUUCGAUUCCCACGCAAGGCUGUUU